Molecule: messenger RNA, 4023 nt
Organism: Sceloporus undulatus (fence lizard)
Lineage: Eukaryota; Metazoa; Chordata; Lepidosauria; Squamata; Phrynosomatidae
Gene: B3GALNT2
Product: beta-1,3-N-acetylgalactosaminyltransferase 2
Exons: 12
Coding region: 109-1593 (494 amino acids)
Cellular component (GO): membrane
Molecular function (GO): hexosyltransferase activity
Source: RefSeq, a predicted model, not a curated record
GGGCUCUUGGGGGGGGGUCCUUAGGAGUGGGGCUGGGGCUGAGGGGGAGCAGGGUCCCUUCCUCUGCCUCUGAGGGGGCCUCCAAGGCGGGUCGGGGCCCGGCGGCCAAUGCGCCACUGGCUGGUGCUGCUCUGCCCCUGCGCCCUCGGGGUGGCCCUGCACCUCUGGCUGCUCCUCCUCAGCUGCCCUGGCAAGAGACCCCCGGCAGGUCUAUUGGCUUUCUUUCCUCACUGGAAACCGAAACAUUAUGAUGUUAUUGUUGGGGUGCUGUCAGCACGACAUAAUGAUGGGCUGCGGAACGCUAUAAGGAACACUUGGGUCAGACAUUUGAAGCAACACCCCGGACUUAGUCAACGUGUCCUUGUGAAGUUUAUAAUCGGUGCACAUGGAUGUGAUGUACCCGUGGAAGACAGAGAAGAUCCUUAUUCUUGCAGACUUCUGAACAUCACUAACCCAGUUCUGAAUCAAGAAAUUGAAGCAUUCACUUUGCCAGAGGAUGAUACUUCAGUGCUGUCAGAAGACAGAGUUGUCAGUGUGCAUUUCAAAGUCCUUUACCCAAUUGUCAUCACAAGUCUUGGGGUGUUCUAUGAUGCUAAGGGUGUAGGAUUCCAGAGAAACAUCACAGUGAAACUAUACCAGGCAGAACAGGAGGAGGCACUUUUUAGUGCUCGUUUUAGUCAACCUAGUUGUGGAGUGCAAGUGAACAGACUUUGGUACAAACCUGUGGAACAAUUCAUUCUACCUGAGAGUUUUGAAGGCACGAUUGUAUGGGAAAGCCAGGAUCUACAAGGCCUUGUUUCUAGAAAUCUUCAUAAAGUGAUGGUGAAUGAUGGUGGAGGUGUCUUCAGAAUCACUACGGCAGGGGAAGGGUCCUUGCCUCAUGAAUUUACACAAGGUGUGGAAGGGAUCGCAGGAGGCUUUAUUUACACAAUUCAAGAAGGGGAGGUACUUUUACAAAGCCUCCAGAGUCGUGCAGAGAGACUCAUACAUCAUAUAAAGAAACUUGAAGAGGAAGAUGCCUUAUUGAAAGAAGAAAGCAACACUUAUGAUGAUAUUGUUUUUGUUGAUGUUGUUGAUACCUACAGAAAUGUUCCAGCCAAAUUACUGAAUUUUUAUCGAUGGACAGUUGAAGCAGUAAGUUUUGAUGUGUUGCUGAAGACAGAUGAUGACUGCUAUAUUGAUCUGGAGGCAGUGUUCAAAAGAAUAAAGCUUAAAAAUCUGGGCAGACCAAAUACUUGGUGGGGAAAACUAAAUUGGGCAGUUGACCGGACUGGGAAAUGGCAAGAGCUGGAGUAUCCAAGCCCUGCCUAUCCAGCCUUUGCUUGUGGGUCUGGUUAUGUUAUUUCCAAAGACAUUGUAGAAUGGCUUGCAAGCAACUCAGAUCGACUAAAGAUAUAUCAGGGUGAAGAUGUGAGUAUGGGUAUUUGGAUGGCAGCCAUUGGGCCAAAACGAUAUCAGGACAAUCUCUGGUUGUGUGAGAAGACAUGCGAGAGUGGUAUGCUAUCAUCUCCUCAGUAUUCACCAGAAGAACUUACUGAACUCUGGAUAAUAAAGGAACGUUGUGGAGAUCCCUGCAAAUGUGAAGAAAGAUGAAGGCUUGUCAAUCCUCCCUCACAAAACCUGAACAUUAUGGGUAACUGGAGUUUUCAAUUACACAGUAGAAAAGAAGGGUAUGCCUCAAAAACAGCUUUUUACAAAAGAAAUUCCGUACUUUCCCCCUUGCAGGUUGUCACUUGCGACAAAUGUAUCAGCGCCUCCCUGGUAAUUGUUUAUACUUCUAACCAUCUCUUACAUUCAUUUAUUAUGGGUGGCAAACUACACAUGAGACUGCAACUUUCUUCACAGAAGAGCUUUAUGUGGGUAAUUUGUCUUCUGUGAAGUGGUCGCUUACAGCAGUGUUUGCACAAUCAACCCCCCCCCCCCUUUUUUUUUUUGGUCAAGGCAUACUUUCCAUUUUGAAUAUAUUCUGCAGUAGAUUGACAAAGCCAAAUAUGAAUGUAAAGCAAUUUUUUGUACACAAAAAUGUAUAAGAGGUCAAAAUUUAAGGAUCAGGUGCAGGUAUGCUACUGUAAAACUAACUGUAAUUAGGCCUUGCGAGCAAAUUCAUUAACUGAAGCAGAUUUCCCAUAUGUGGUGGCUGCUUAGUCUUGUGAAACCUAGUUAUAUUAUUAUCAGAAGCAGGAGUUUAAUUUAAGUAGUGUUCCAAAUGCUGUAAGGAGAAUAGGAUAUUACACUAGUUUCCACCAAGGACUAUGAUGCAAGUCACACUCUCUCAGACUCAGAAGAAAGCAAUGGCAACCCUCUCUGAACAAUCUUGCCAAGAAAACCCAGUGACAGGUAAGCCUUAGGGUCACCAUAGUUGGAAACAACUUGAAGGCACACAACAAUAAUUUCUGGCAAGAGCAUAUAACUGACUGAAAACAGAGAUGUUAAGUGCAACAGAUGGAGGGUGAAGGAUGGCAUGUCCUUUCUCUGUGGAGUAGAAGGCACGCAGAACACUAUAACCAUUUUUAUCUUACUGAAUCAAUUUUAUGCCUGCUAGUAAGGUGCCACUGGGAUGGGUGGCAAUGAGAAUACCUCAGCUUUUAAUUAUGUAGGUUGUGUUGUGAUUAUCUGUAUAAUGAGAAAUAGAACAGUUUGUUGGGAGUUUCCCUGACUUCAAGUUACCAGUGUAGCACAAACCAUGGAUUAAAUUUACUUUCAUUUAACUUGGUUAAAGCUUUCCAUUCUCAAAAAAUGAGGCAUGGCACUGUUUCUAAAGAGAACAUUUAAUAAUGCAAAGUGCAGAAUCUAGUGGUUUGUCAAGCAAAUAACUCUCCCUCUUUUUGAUAUCAAAGUUCUUCCAAAUAAUAUUUUAAACUUAAUUGUAGAGGUCCUGCUAGCAGCAUACAACUACUCUCCAAAAGAAUUAUUAAAAGCAGCUGUUACCAUCGUACCAGAAUGCAAUCUUCAUUUUCAAUAGAGUAAAACUGCAAAGACUUUAGGUCAUUGUCCAGUUCAAAUUCUUUGCCUUUCAUCUAGGAUCAGAAAAGAUUCAGACAUUAGAUUCACACAUUUCAGUCUUCUGUACCAUGUUUAGAAAGGAAAUAUAGAUUAGGUUCAAGUCACCACUACUCAAAGGAAACUGAACAGUGCCCCCAAAUUAUGGUGCAAUUGUUUUCCUUUAAAGAAAUCAGUGCAUUCAAUAGUGUUUGAGUACAGCACUGACUUUAAGAGUGUGAUGUUUUAUUACUCUGGAUUAAGUAUGAAUUCAAAUCAUUGCAUUAAUGAGCUUGAUCUUACUUUAGAACUUUCAUAGGAUAGUUUCAGUUCUGAACCCGGGAUUUUAAGUAGCCGAUAUAGCAAUCCUUUGACCUUCUGAAUUGUCAUAGAAUCUGUACAGGAAAAAGAAAAUAGUUCCACUCCCAAUAAUUAGCAUCUUAUGCAUUUUUAUCACCAUUUACGUUCAUAAAAACACUGAUAAUUGAAAUUUGUCAUUAAGAUAGUAAUAUAUUAAAUAACAACCUAUAAACCAAAUUGGAGAUUUACAUUUUAUGGAUAUAUAACACACUGACUGACCUAAGUGACCUUCAAGACAUAAUUUAAUGCAUUUGCUCUUUUGUAUUUUCACAUUAGGAGUUAAACCCAUCCCUCUGCAGAAAAUGAGUGUCAUUCUAGGACUUCAUAUCACAGGGUCCCAAACUUGCAUAUGCUAAAUAGCUCCAGAUUACCACUAGCUUUAUGCACUUGUAUUAGGAACCAAUACAUAUGAAUAUGAAGGUGUAUUUUUGUAGAUUUGAAAGAGAACAUUAGUUUUAAAAAACUAUUCUAAAUUUGAACAAUACAAUUAUCUGGGUACUUUCCCCUCUUGUUUCAUUUAAAGCUUUAUCUGAAGGCACAGCAAUAGUGAGUUACUCCUCUAUUGUCACAAAAUAUACUUAGAAAAAUAUUUUUCUAUUAACUUUUUGAAAAAGCUGUAUCAUUUUUUGCAACUUGUGACAAAUGUGAUUUUUAUUUUAGAAUAAAUACUUUUUAAAAUAUUCA